This is a messenger RNA of Pichia kudriavzevii, 1074 nucleotides long. RefSeq lists its product as uncharacterized. Bases 1 to 1074 code for a protein of 357 amino acids. The record is from RefSeq and is a predicted model, not a curated record. The transcript has a single exon. NCBI's taxonomy places the organism in Eukaryota, Fungi, Ascomycota, Pichiomycetes, Pichiales, Pichiaceae.
AUGCUCAAAGGUCUUGGGAAAUGGAUAGAUGGUUUAAACCAUUCUAAUUCGCCGGAGAAAGCCGAUUACAUAGAACAGAUCGACGAUGAUAUUUAUCUGUGUGAUGAAGAAUUGGAACGAAUUCACCAUCGAAUAAGGCAUUGUUUAGAUGACGAUAAAGACUAUAUUCCAAGCGAGGAGAAAGAAGGCAUCGAAGACACCCUACGAUUGAUGCACGAGGAAACAGAGAGAUGGGGAAACACCCGAGCUCCAUACCGUGAAGAACGCCGAAACUACAUACCCGAAGCUUAUAGUGAACAAAAUAUUGAACAUGAAUUACGGAACAGCGACGACGAACUCAUCAGUUACUGCAUGCGUUUAGAGCGGAACAAUGCCUACCUUCUUCAAUUCAUUGAAAAAUUUGAAGAGGUAAGUUUCAAAAAGAGGUACUCAAAACUAUUACUUGAUAAGGAGGAGUUGGAAAGAAAUUACGAAAAGCUAAAAUCCACAAACAAGAAGGUAUACUCUAGUUAUUGCGAUUUAUUGGAUGAGGUAAAGUUGCUCAAGAAGGCCAAUCAGGAGUACAAGGGGAAACUACAGAAUGAAUCCAAUGAAAGAAAGCUCGAAAAGGCUGAGGUGGAAAAGCUGAAGGCUGCAGUUGCUCGUCUAGAAAGCGAAAAUCAGGAGAAAGACCAACGGCUAAAACAGCUCCGAUUCGACAAUUCAAAACUUAGCAAAACGGUCUCUGACAAAGAAGAUGAAAUGAUCAAACUCCGGGGGAGUGCCCUUGCGACUAAAAUGAAACUCGAGAGGGCUGAGCGCCUUAUUAAUAAACGGGAGGGGCAACCGAAAUUGCAAAAGUCAUCACAAAUCAUCUCUUCUGGAACUUCCACUGUUAACAGCGUCGAUACUAAACCAUUGGAGGAAUAUGGUGAGAGUGCAGUGAGGAAGGAAAGGUUAAAUCCUAGAAGAGCAGAACCUCCAAAAAAAGAGGAAGAAGAAGAAGAAGAGGAGGAAGACAAAGAUGAGGUGGACGACACCAUUUCUUUGCUGGAGAAAAAAUAUUCAAACAAAACAAAGCAGCCGUCACUGUGA